CUCAUUUCGUUAUUAGAACUGCAAACAUGCUCCACCUCCAACUCCGUCUCCAUGUUUCGGCCGCCUCCUCCAAAUGUAGGCAGUUUGCUAAGGGGAAGCCUCGGCCUACCAGUCUAGCUGUGUUGCCAAACAGUCGCACUCCCAUUCCUAUUUUUCGUACUCCUAGGACUUCAGCAGCAGUUUCCAGUGUCAUCAGUGCUUGUGGUGAUCCGGAGAAGAAGAGCUUCUGGGGUGCCGUCAGCUUGAUUAUUGGGACCGCCGUUGGGCCUGGCAUGCUGGGUUUGCCGGCUGCCACCAUCCGAUCCGGCCCACUUCCGUCCACCCUUGCCAUUCUCCUCUCUUGGGUCUAUGUCAUCUCCUCCAUCCUCCUCGUGGCCGAGCUCAGCUUUGCUGCCAUGGAGGAAGACGGCCUCCAAGAGGUAAGCUUUACCGGGCUUGCUACAAGAGCGUUAGGAAGUCAAUUUGGUGCUUUCAUUGCUCUGGUCUAUGCAUCUUUGAGCUUUGCUUUGUUAGUCGCAUGUGUUUCUGGAAUCGGUUCGAUUGUGUCCCAGUGGUUUCCAUUAUUGAAUCCUCUAAUGGCUAAUGCUGUAUUUCCUGUUGCGAUUGGCUCAAUCAUUAUGUUCUUCCCCUUCAAUGCAAUUGAUGCUGCAAAUCGUUUUCUAUGCUUCAUUAUGCUCCUCUCUAUAACUGCUCUUGUGGGCAUUGGUUUCUCCGUGUCCAGAGCCAACUUGUUUGCUUCACUCGGCAAUGCCUCUUGGCGCCUUUCCUCAAUCUUACCUGCAAUACCUGUUACCGUGCUCACUUUGGGAUUCCAUGUUAUCACCCCUUUCAUUUGUAAGAUUGCUGGCAACACACUCUCCGAAGCUCGCAAAGCCAUUCUCUUUGGCGGGGCAGUUCCCUUGCUCAUGGUUUUGUCUUGGAACUUCAUUGUCUUGGGCCUUGCCGCUCCCAAUGCCCCCUCUUCCACAUCUGACCCUAUCUCCCUUCUCCUUUCUGUCAAUCCCUCCGCUUUAUAUGCGGUCCAAGGGUUCGCCUUCUCGGCUUUGGCAACUAGCUUGAUAGGAUAUGCUGUUAGCUUCCCAAAACAGCUUCUUGAUACUCUCCAGUUGAUACUAGGAAGAAUGAAACUGCAUUCUCAUACUAGUGGUUUUGGAAGAAUUGGAUUUGCUGUUUAUGCAGGAAGGCCAAAUCUUGGAAAUGAAGGAAGGGUUUCAUUUACGACGAAUCUAGCUACUACCGCUGCCUCAGAAGCUGAUUGGGGAUCCAAGUCAUCCAAUAUUAAUAUGUUUGUAAUGCCGAUUGUGCUUGGUGGUCCAGUGUUCAUUGCUUCUUUCUUCCGUUCCACAUUUUCCAGAGCUCUUGAUUUCUCUGGGCUUUACGCAAACUGCUUUCUAUUUGGUAUCCUUCCUCCAGUAAUGGCUUACAUACACCAUACCAGGAAGAAACCAAGGUCAUCCAUUUUGCCUGGGGGAGAUGGAGCACUGCUACUCCUCUUCGGAAUCGCCGUCAGUUUGGGGAUUUGGCAUUAGAUGGCUGCUAGGUAGAAAUCUCAACAACUCCAAGCGGUCACAAGUAAUACAAGAAGGAGAAGAACAUGUCUGGAUCAAGGAGCUAGAUGAAGAUGGAUCUCUCGAGCAUAGAAGGAAAAUCCCUCCACCAAUGAUCUAUUCCCUCCGGCCACCGUUUCAGCAGCCUUCAGACUUCUUGGAACCGUGCUACCUGCUGCUGCAAGCUAGGGACAGCAGCACCUCACUCUCCGACGCCAAACAGUC
This is a messenger RNA of Argentina anserina (silverweed cinquefoil), 1772 nucleotides long. RefSeq lists its product as uncharacterized. The record is from RefSeq and is a predicted model, not a curated record. NCBI's taxonomy places the organism in Eukaryota, Viridiplantae, Streptophyta, Magnoliopsida, Rosales, Rosaceae. The transcript is spliced from 4 exons. Gene Ontology annotation, biological process: amino acid transmembrane transport. Bases 27 to 1529 code for a protein of 500 amino acids.